This is a messenger RNA of Caenorhabditis elegans, 1688 nucleotides long. It is a transcript of the gene cest-28, whose product is annotated as Carboxylic ester hydrolase. Lineage: Eukaryota; Metazoa; Nematoda; Chromadorea; Rhabditida; Rhabditidae. The transcript has 6 exons. The record is from RefSeq and is marked reviewed. Gene Ontology annotation, molecular function: carboxylesterase activity. The coding region runs from base 4 to 1650 and encodes 548 amino acids.
AGAAUGGGAGGUCAUUUGUCACAUUUGGAACGAGAAAAGCACAGUGAAAAAUUGAAUGCCACCUGUGGUCCAAUUCAGGGGAAUGUUUAUCGAAUUGGUGAUAAAACAGUGGAUGGGUAUCUGGGAAUACCCUUUGCAAAACCACUUGUACGAUUCAAGAAACCAGAACCGGCGGGGACUUGGGAAGAAGUCAGAGACUGCACAAAAUAUGGCCCGAGAUGUCCACAAUCCGGACCAUUUGCAGAGGCAAUCAACUUUCAGAAAGAUGAUAUUCCCGAUGAAGCUAACUGUCUGACACUGAAUGUAUUUUCCAAAAUAUCUGAUUCUAAGAACUUUAAUAAAACCCGCCCCGUAAUGGUAUACAUCCAUGGUGGAGGAUAUGAAUGUUCAGCAUCGAGAGAUUAUUGUGAUUACUCUGUGGCUGGAACCCUUCCGCUUAAAGACGUUGUCGUAGUCACUUUAAAUUAUCGAGUUGGAAUUCUUGGCUUUUUCACUACAGGAGAUACCGUAUGCCCUGGCAAUUUUGCAUUAUGGGAUCUUACACUUGGCUUGAAUUGGAUUCAAAAACAUAUUGAAUCAUUUGGGGGUGAUCCCGGAAAUAUCACAAUAUUCGGGCAAAGUGCUGGCGCGGCAUGUGUGGAUCUUCUUGCAUUGAGCCCACAUUCUAGAGAUUUAUUCAAUCGUGUCAUAGUUAUGUCUGGUGGUGCUCUGUGUGAAUACGCGGUUCGAACGGCAAACAGCCAGGCAAAGGUAUGUUACGAAUUUGCUCGUCAUCUUGGAUAUGAUGGUACCAAUUCUCAAACUCUUUUCAAUUGGAUGAAAUCAAAACCACUAGAAGAAAUCGAAAAAAUGAACGGGUUUCAAGUUCCAGCAUCUGGAAUUCUUGCUUGGACUCCUAAUUUAGAUGACGACUUCUUUCCAAAAUCACUUGAUGAGCUGAGAAUAGGAGCACCAAAGAAGGAUAUUAUGAUGGGAUUUGCUGAGCACGAAGGGCUCUUUUUUGAGUUUUUAAUAAAAGAUCCGACGCCGCCCCUAGAAGCGCUAAAACUAUAUGUGAAUGAAUAUUAUAAGAAAGAUACUGGAGAUCAUUUUGAAGCUACACGAAAUAAAAUUAUUGAAUUUUAUUCACGAAAUGUUGAGGAUACCGAUGAGAAAAGUACCAAAGAGCGAUUGAUUGAUUUUGUGGGUGAUGCUCUAUUCACCGCUGGAGUUUUUGAUAACGCCAAGAAUUGCCUCAAGCAUGGUAAUAACGUAUGGCUCUAUAUUUUCGAUUAUUGCAACCCUUCUGGAUUCGGGAAUCAGGAAGAAUUUAUGACAUUCGUUGCCCCAACGCAUUGUACAGAUUUACGUUAUGUUCUUGGAGAAGGACUGUACAGUGAUUUCCAGCCAACAGAGGAAGAACAUAAAAUGAUUGAAAAAAUGACUACGAUCUACUCCAAUUUCGCAAAAUACGGAAACCCAAACGAACAUGGGUCAUCGGAAUGGGAAAAGUUCACAUUGGACAAUCCACGUAGGCAUUUCCAAAUUUCGUAUCCACGUGGAAAAAUGAGGAAUGAUUAUCAUCCAGAUAGAAUGAAGUUUCUCGAAUUAAUUCGAGCGAAAAAUCAGAACCUGGAAAAUGUGGUUUAUGGCCGUGGUUUGAAUUCUUAAAAUGGCAAUGUUUCGAACAAAGUAAAACUCUUGCAUUU